Didymodactylos carnosus is the source of this 465-nucleotide messenger RNA. Lineage: Eukaryota; Metazoa; Rotifera; Eurotatoria; Philodinida; Philodinidae. The record is from the annotation of a GenBank genome assembly.
AUGGCACGUGAAUCACUCGAACAUGUUGUAAAAGAACCGAUACAUCAAGUUGUUGAAUCAUUAGUAUUACCUAACUGUAACUCAAAGUUAGAAUCAUGUCGAGAAUCAAUGCUAUUGUCUAUAACAUCAAUACAGAAUCAUUUUGAACCUGUGUACUUGAAUGUUUACGAUCUAUUAGCUGAACAUCAGCGUUUAAGUUUUGUUAUGAAUGAUAGUUUUAGUGUUGUGCGUGUCGAAGACUGGGUGCAUAUCACACGGGAGUCGAAAUUUACGGAGUGGAAAAAACAUUAUGAUUUAUUGAAACGAAACUGUAAUCAUUUUACAAAUGAUUUUCUCCGUCGAUUAUUAGGUAUUAAUCUUCCACCAUGGGUGAAUCGAUUUGAACGAUGUGUAAUAACAACGCCGGGCUGUACAAAAUUUUUGUCAAAACUAUUCGGCAAAGACUGGACAAAACCUACUUUGUAG